Messenger RNA from Ricinus communis (castor bean), 1433 nucleotides. RefSeq lists its product as uncharacterized. Lineage: Eukaryota; Viridiplantae; Streptophyta; Magnoliopsida; Malpighiales; Euphorbiaceae. The transcript has 4 exons. Bases 201 to 842 code for a protein of 213 amino acids. Gene Ontology annotation, cellular component: endomembrane system. Gene Ontology annotation, biological process: vacuolar proton-transporting V-type ATPase complex assembly. The record is from RefSeq and is a predicted model, not a curated record.
UUAUAGUUUAUUGAAAAAUAAUUUUUAUCUGGAAACUAUAUGUAAAAAUUAUUGAAAAGAAAAUAAAAAAAAUAAAAACAAUAACAGGCAACUCCUUCGUAAUUUACUUAUUAAUUGUGAAAGGAGUUCAUCGUAGUUGAAGAAAGAAAUCCCUCAGGUAUUUUGUCUCCUUGAUUCUGCAAGUAGAAGAAAAAACCGAAAUGAGCAGCGCAACUGACCCGCCAAACCCACCCGGAUUAACUAUAUUGCUCACAGAACCUAUUCGUUCUUUUCUCCUCUCAGCUUCCAAAGAACCACACCUGUCUCAGCAACUACGAGAUCUUGCUUCCUUCCUCGUCUCUCAACAUAAUGUACAGUACAAGUCUCUCCGCAGCAUAUGGAUCGCCUCCCCGCACUCUACCCGGCCCGACUUGAUCCGUCUCUUCUCUGGGUCCGAACUCGUCCUCACCAGUCCUAAGCCUAGAGAAAAGAGUGAAGAGCUGAAAGCGAGACUGAGGAAACUCGAGGAAUUGGCAGAGAGAAAUGCAUAUCAAGAGCUUGUUAAGGACAUUACUCCCAGGAAGGAUGAGAUUGAGCCUUUCUCUUCUUACAAGGAUCAGCUUGGUUUUGGUUUACAUGUUGCUCUGACCAUGUUCACUGGCUACUUGGUGGGAUAUGCAGCGUUCAGGGCAUUGUUUGGCCACAGUCCUGCAAUGAGUGCCGCCGGGGGGAUUCUUGGUUUAGUUUGUGGAAUGCUUGUAGAAACACUCCUUUUCAUUAUAAGGACUUCAAGUCAAGAUCCUAGAAAAUCAACUUCUUCAAGAUCAUCAACUUCUGCUUCGACUUUAAAGAAGAAUCAGUAGACUUGGUAAUAAAAGGUUGGUUUUUCAAAUCUGCUAGUGUUGCAUUCUGGAGUUAAAAGAUAUUUAACAAUAUUCUUGUAAGUAGUUAUGUAUACAUUCAGCGUAUGCAGCUCUUUCAGUUUGCGAAUUUACGAAAAUGUACCUCAUUCAUCCCAACUCUGAUUCUUAUAGGAAUUUAUGAAAAUGUGUAAUCUUGGGGACCCACUGGGCCUCUCUAAUCCAAGCCCGAAAGGCAUAGGUUUGGAUAAGCAGUUCUUUCACUAAAUCGAAUCUGGUCCAACCCAUAAAAAUGCUCACAUUCUAUGUUGGUCAGGUUUUGGAUCUGAUAUUACUUGAAAUUGAAGCCUGAUUGGCGUGAUCUAACCUCGCCUUAGAACUUAGAUGCGACAGAUAGAUGAGAGUUCCAUGUCAAGAAUGGUAAGAAAGUCUUUUAUGACUUAUGAGAGCCAUUGGGUUGGGUUGUCCAAAGUAUUAUUACUAAUGUCCAUGUUGAAACGGAUUCGAUACGUCUCUCUGUUUACUUAUAAACAGUGUUAUUCCUUCAAUUUAAUCUUAAGGCAGUAUUUCCUUUUUCUUUUCUUUCUUAAAGUA